AUGAAGAACAGCUACUGCAGCACCAUAAGGCCCACAGCGUCGAGACCCGCCUUCAUCCAGAGCAAGUACCUAGGGAAGUAUGAGAAGAUUCAUACCAAGGUGACAGCCUGUGAGUGCAAUCUACUUGGGGAAACCUGUGACCAGAGUGUGCAGCUCAUUGGCCGUCAGAGCACCCAUGCUGAUGUGGAGCCAGGUGAAUGCACUGAGCCUGAGAAACGCACAGAUAAAACCUCUGUCGCUGAGCACCAGCCUUCCCAAAGUGAGUGCCCCUUUAAAUGUAACAAAUGCGACAGGACCUUUAGCCAGAGUGCCCACCUUUUGAAACAUGAGUUAAUUCACAUUGAAGAGAAGCCAUUUAAAUGCAAUGAAUGUGACAGAGCCUUCAAGCAGAGUAACUACCUUAUUCAGCACCAGAGAACUCAUGCCAUAAAGAAGCACUUUGAGUGCAGUGAGUGUGGGAAGACAUUUCAUCAGAGCUCAUGCCUUUCUAAGCAUCAGAAAAUUCACACAGGGGAGAAGCCCUUUAAAUGUGGUGACUGUGGGAAAUCCUUCCUUUUGGGUGCCCAACUCAUCCGACACCGGAGAAUUCACACUGGGGAAAAACCUUAUGUUUGUCAAGAAUGUGGGAGGGCCUUUGGCCAGAGCUCAGGCCUUUCUCUUCACCGUAGAGUUCACACUGGUGAGAAGCCAUACACAUGUAGCAAGUGUGGGAAAGCCUUCUCCCAGAAAGCAAAUCAAAUGAAGCAUGAGAAGAUUCACAGUGGAGAAAAGCCUUAUGCCUGUGACGUGUGUGGUAAAGCCUUUGGCUUCAGCACCCAUCUCAGUCAACACCAGAGAAUUCACACCCAAGAGAAACCAUAUUGUCACAAAGCCUUUUACAGCUCUUCUGCUCUUAGCAAACAUGAGCAGCUCCACAGCUGUAAAGUAACAGGUAGCACCGCUGAGAGCCACGUGGUGCCAGCAGAGUCCCACACUUCUGAAGGCGUUCAUGUGAAGUCAGCCAUUGAAACCAACACAUUGCAAACCUCCCCUCCUGAUAAGUCCUAGUAAAAAUCGGCAAGACACAUUAUACAGGCUCGUUUCAUGCAGACCAGCAAUUCUCAGCUCUCCUGAUGUUGCGACCUUAGUUCCUCAUGUUGUGGUGACUCCAACCAUAAAAUCAUUUCAUUGCUACUUCAUAACUGUGAUUUUGCUACUGUUAUGAAUUGUAAUGUAAAGUUUUCCGAUGGUCUUAGGAGACCUUUUGGAUCCUAAGGGGGUUAAGACCCAGAGGUUGAGAAGCGCUGAAUCUGAAGCUGUGCAAUGUCAGCAUUCAGUGGUAGACUUUGGAGCCAGUCCACCUGAGCCGAAUUCCAGUCCUGUCAUCCUAAGUAGCCUUGUGAAAGUCAUAACAUUUUUCCAGUACUUCAUUUUCCUCAUCUAUAAAAUGGGCAUAAAAUUCACAUCCCUCAGGGCUGUGGUGAGAAUUAAAUA
Molecule: messenger RNA, 1473 nt
Organism: Psammomys obesus (fat sand rat)
Lineage: Eukaryota; Metazoa; Chordata; Mammalia; Rodentia; Muridae
Product: zinc finger protein 473 homolog
Exons: 2
Coding region: 1-1047 (348 amino acids)
Biological process (GO): regulation of transcription by RNA polymerase II
Molecular function (GO): DNA-binding transcription factor activity; RNA polymerase II cis-regulatory region sequence-specific DNA binding
Source: RefSeq, a predicted model, not a curated record